AUGUCUUUAUCAUGUAAUAUUCGACUCAGGCGCAGAUGGUGGUUUAGGUUCGUCUUUCCAGGAAUUGUUUUUGGUUUACUCUGCUACGGUACAUGGGCUUACUGUCAUAAGUUGUGCUAUGACCAAAUCUACAAACAGCUCCAUCACAGAUCUAUCGCUAUUGGUCUCAUUUGCGUGGUAUGUUUUCUAGAUGCUAUUGUGGUUUUCAUAUGGUGCCAAAUGGUGAUCUGGGUCGGUCCAGGUACACAACCCCAUGUAGCGCCCUACUUAAUCCUUCCCACAGUAUCCAAGGAGGGUGCUGACGACGAGGGUUCUCAAGACGUUUCAAUGGAAUACGACGCAGUGAUUCCACCAAGUUGUUACCAGUGUGACCCCCACGGAUAUCCGAUAUGGUGUAGUCCAUGUCAGAGUUUGAAGACGGAACGAACGCACCACUCUUCAGAGCUGGGCCAUUGUGUCCCCCGGUUCGAUCAUUACUGUCUGUGGGUGGGAACUGUUAUUGGUAGGGACAAUUACAGACUUUUCAUCCAAUUUGUUGCUUAUUUUUCGAGUCUAUUACUCCUGAUGUGGUUGCCAAUCUGCGUGUACAUAAGGGACAUUACUCAACGGCAUCGCGGCCAUGGUCCUCCUUUAAACGUGAAUGUCAUCUUAACGUUGGCUUUGGCCAUCUUUGGUUGGCUAAUGAAUACGAGUACGUUGGCCGCGACUGUCUUUUACAUGGGUCAAAACCAAACGUCACUGGAAGCGAUCAUGGAUAGCAAGAGGAAAAAAUUCGGGACAAGAAAGAUAUUCUGCUACUACUCAGUGCCCAACAAGUCACGGUUUGUAGUAGAAUUCGAUAGAAAGGAGUUUCACGCCUUUUGGAGUAAGAAAACAGUGCUUGCCAAUUUGAAAGAUUUCAUGGGUUCGAACAUGCUGAUGUGGAUAAUCCCCCUAGGCAAGCCAUACACGUUUCCUUGUAGAACAGAGCUGUCAGACUCCGGAAAUCAUCUACUUCCAAGUGGUCAGAGAGUCACAUUAGGCGAAAUCCUGGGCCCAUAUGAAGAGCGUUUUAGUGACUACACUAUUCAAGCCAUUGAAGACAAGAUAGCCAAGGGUAACUACUUGACCACUCUACGAGCCUUUGGCGAUGAAAUAGGUCCUAAACGCUAG
Molecule: messenger RNA, 1152 nt
Organism: Saccharomyces eubayanus
Lineage: Eukaryota; Fungi; Ascomycota; Saccharomycetes; Saccharomycetales; Saccharomycetaceae
Gene: PFA5
Product: palmitoyltransferase PFA5
Exons: 1
Coding region: 1-1152 (383 amino acids)
Biological process (GO): peptidyl-L-cysteine S-palmitoylation; protein targeting to membrane
Cellular component (GO): Golgi apparatus; endoplasmic reticulum
Molecular function (GO): protein-cysteine S-palmitoyltransferase activity
Source: RefSeq, a predicted model, not a curated record